Aspergillus ruber CBS 135680 is the source of this 859-nucleotide messenger RNA. RefSeq lists its product as uncharacterized. The record is from RefSeq and is a predicted model, not a curated record. The transcript is spliced from 2 exons. The coding region runs from base 416 to 598 and encodes 60 amino acids. Lineage: Eukaryota; Fungi; Ascomycota; Eurotiomycetes; Eurotiales; Aspergillaceae.
ACAAGUGUUCUCUGCAUGCAUAUAAGCUCUUAAUACAGUAUUAUUAUACCCAUACUGGUGUCUGACGCUGGUCCCUCCACCACGUCAACCCAACCGACGGCGGAUCUUCUCUUCUUCCUCUUCCUCAGCUCCAUCUCUCCUCCCCUCUUCUUCCUUCUCCUUCUCAACCUUCGACUAUAUUUCAUCUUCAUUUGAUUUCUAUCUAUCUUUGCUUUUCAACAUCCUAAACUAUUUUGCAUUCUAAGCUUUCUCUACAUCUAUUAUUCUUUCUCGUCUCUCGCUCUUAUCGACCACCGGAAACGAUCCCGCUUGGCCACUCCCUCCAACCUCCAACAUUCCAAUAUCUCAGAUUACGGAUGGCGCUUAACCGGUGACCGCGAUCUCACGCUUCCCCUUCCCCGUUUAACUUCGACUUAUGGCCAGACAAAGGGCCACCUUACGCCGCCAGGACCCUCGUGAGGACUCUCGCUCCAUACCCUCUUCCGCCGCCGCCGCCGCUGGAACCGCCGCCACUGCAUCCAGCAAGACGGAUAAUACUCGCACCGCUACAACCACUGCUGCUUCUACGUCUAGAGCCUCUUCUACCUCGAGGUACUAAUUCAUUCGUCCUUGGUUUAUCAUUCACAUCCCCGCCUGUGCUUCAUUCCGCUUCCUCCCGCUCUAUCGUUCUUGUCGGGACCUUGACUCGAACCCCAUCGUCAAAGGUGCAACAGACAGCUGGAUUUUUUACGCUCUUUGGUGGAAAUAUUCGCAAGAUUACGAAGAAUCCCGGGCGGCAAGAGUCACUCGCUCAGCAGCGAGAGUUGCCGCAGAGUCUCCCCAGUCCAUUAGUCACGGUCCGUCGCCCUCGAACCUCGCC